Molecule: messenger RNA, 702 nt
Organism: Didymosphaeria variabile
Lineage: Eukaryota; Fungi; Ascomycota; Dothideomycetes; Pleosporales; Didymosphaeriaceae
Gene: SLD5
Product: GINS complex subunit
Exons: 4
Coding region: 1-702 (233 amino acids)
Biological process (GO): double-strand break repair via break-induced replication; DNA-templated DNA replication
Cellular component (GO): GINS complex
Source: RefSeq, a predicted model, not a curated record
AUGGACAUCGAUGAUCUGCUCGCCGAGGUCGCGGUUGACACGACGCCGCAGGAGACGCGCGACUUGCAGGCGUUGACGCGGGCGUGGGUCGCGGAGAGGGUCGCGCCUGAGAUGUUGGCGUGGCCGGGGAGUUUGAUGGAGAGGGUGUUGGAGAGGGUGCGGCGGCAGAUCGAGCUCGUAGAAGACCAAACGGGGUCCAUGGAUCCGAAGACGAAUUUCAAGCUCAUCGUUAUACAGACGGAGUUGGAGAGGUUUAAAUUUCUGGUUCGGAGUUUCUUGAGGAGUAGGUUGAGGAAGAUCGACGCGCACCCGCUGCAUAUCCUCGCGCUGCAUACGGACGCGGAUGAGAUGCACCCGCUGCUCUCCCCCGCCGAACACCAGUACCUCACGAGCCACCAGACGCUCCUCUCUACACACUACGCGUCGUCCUUCCUGUCGCAGUUUCCGAGCAGUCUGCAGCGGCUGGACGACACGACGGGGGGUAUCAGCAUGGUGGACAAGCCGGAUGAGGACGCAGCUGUUUUUGUGCGCGUGCUGAGAGACGUCGGGGAGGUGGCAGUUGAGGGGACGGAGAAGCGGUUUGAGAUGAAGCGGGGGGAUGUGUGGAAGAUGUAUGACAUUACGCCUGGCGUGGCGGGAAGCGACAGGUGGGCGAGGGACGAGGGACAGAAUGCCGUGCAUAGCGGCGAGAGGACGAAGUAG